CUCUUCUGCUACUGUAGUCACCGCAUUUGAGUUAUUGUGUUGCAUAGUUUUAUUCCUAAGCAAAUAUAUUUGUGUUUCUUUGAUAUUAUAGACUAACUGAAACUUGUUCCACCCAACCGAUUUUCUUUGGGGGAAACCCGUCAUGCUUUGCUUUAAGGACCAUCAUUAACAUUUUUGUGUGGAAUACCCGAUAAUACGUCAUUUAAGCAUCCGUUUGAAGUUUGAUUAUUUUCAUAACCUCAAAAAGUCUUACUUGCACAAAAAUUGUUGCGUGUCAACUGAUACGCAAUCUUGCUUUGUCACGUUUCUCAAUGAAAACGGGAAAUAUGACAGUUGUUUUUGUGUUUCGUAUCCCAAUCUGUCACGAGGGAUGAAGUCUGUGGGUGCGUUUUUCUUCGACGCUCUUUCAUAGUUUAUAAAGAAAGAUAGGAGUUAUCGUUUUUCAUGUCGUUUCCAGGAAAGCGCUUUAAACCUGCCAGACCUGCUGUCACGCAACCCAAGAUGAGCGCGUUUUAUUUUCGAUGGAUUUUAAUUUCAGCACUUUGGAUUGAAGGGAGUGAGAUGAUCACAAAUCUCAGAUCAUAUACCAUCAGUGCUGGUCUUGCAUUUAAGCUUGAAUGCAAUGAAGACCAUGAAAUGCAGAAUGUGAGCAUGAGCUGGAGUAUUGUUCCAAACAUCAGCGGAAUAAACAUUCAUGGAAACGCGCUAUGGUUUCUACCUGCUGACCUCUCCCACAGCGCAUCCUACUCCUGUCUCAGCAGAAAAGGCAAUGAAACCUGGGAAACAAAAUUUGACGUCUCCGUUGAGAAUAAAACAUGCCCCUGUGUGAACAGAAAAGACGAAUUAAAGAGCACAAAGGACAUCACUUGUUUGCUUCCUCACAUCUUUGAGAUAGACCCUCAGGCUCAAGUGACCUGGAGAAAUAACUGCCACCCACUCAACGUGACAAACAGUAAGGUUUUGGCGAUAAACAGAUCCCCAGACAUGGUUGGAAAAUAUACGUGCUUUGUGAGCUUUACUUUUAGAGGGAAAAAUUACUCCGCUGCCCAGACUACAGAAAUCUACAGUCACCCUGAGGAUUACGUGGUGACAAAGCCUGAAAUCAUCUAUCCAAAAGAAUAUGAACAAAAAGUAACACUUGGUGAAAGUUACACAGUGAACUGCAAAGCUCUUCUUGGGAAGAACAACAAAGAAGAAGAAACCUUUAUUUACUGGUUUAGUGACUCUGGAACUCUUGAUCUAAACUUCAGCUGCAGCACUGUGAAUGAGGGUGCCCAGAAGUAUUUUCUGUCUGUUUUAUACAUCCCAGAAGUCACAGAAGAUUAUUUAUACACUAAUCUCACCUGUCUGGUUCAACAUCCAGCAGGUUCGGAUGUUGUAAACGUAAUUCUUAUUCCAGCGAGUCAGUAUGAGCGUUAUUACUGGAUCGGUCUUGGUCUGGUGGCUCUGCUCAUAUUACUGUGUGCCGUUGCGUUUCUCUUUAGAGUCGAUCUGGUUCUGGCUUACAGGGCUGUUUGCUCGUCUGCUGCCAUAAGCAGUGAUGGCAAGUCGUACGAUGCGUAUGUGUGUUACCUCCAUGGUGAUCAGCACAGCUCAACUUCUGCAGUGACAUUUGCAUUGGAUUUCCUUCCUGCGAUGCUGGAGGAUCUUUAUGGUUACAAACUCUUCAUCAGUGGUCGUGAUGAACUUCCUGGGGAAGCGGUGCAUGAUGUCAUUGCUGACAGAAUGAGCCGAAGCAGAAGGCUGAUCAUUGUUCUUACAUCACAGAGCUGUGUGUCGCCUCAAACCGACGCCACCAAGAGCCUUUUACCAGAUAAACUCCCCAUAUCAGACCGUGAUGUGCAACUGAAAGCAACAAACACUUCCUUUGACCAAAUAUGGGCCAAUUACGAGCAGCGGGUGGGUCUGUAUGACGCUUUAGUGAAGCAGGGUUUGAAAGUCAUCCUGGUGCAGGUGGAGGACGGGGUUGAAGAGGCUCUGCUGCCCGAAUCUUUGCGUUACAUCAGCCGCACUAAAGGUAUCCUCAAAUGGAGGCAGAACGCCAGUAAUCGGGGGAACAGAAGCUUCUGGAAACACAUGCGCUAUCAAAUGCCUCCAGCGAAGCGGCGGAAGAGCCAAGAGCUAACGUUGCUUUGAGAUCUCUUUGACUCCAGAACACUCUACACAAGUACAUGAACUUGUUAUGAAGUGUGUAUAGAUUACAUGACUCUAUGUGCAACAAGAAUGCACACUUAGGGGCCGUUCACACAGAACGCGUUUUUACAUUACAACGUGCUACUUUUCCAUUGUUUUUCUAUGUAAACGCGAUAUGACUGUUGAGCUCUGCAUUUUCAAGUUUCAACUUUUACACGCAGCGCCGCUCAUCAAUUUCAGUUCCAAAACAGUGGACCAAUCAGAAGACCCCGGAGGCGGGGCGAGCUUUGUAAGGUUUUGUUUACAGUAGCAAGUUGCCAUGGCGACUGUUUUAUUUGACGGAACAUGGCCGAGGAGGAAUUCUGUGCUACGCUUUUUAAAGUCCCCAUGAAAUCAAAAUUGAAGUUUUUUGGCUUUUAGUAUGAAUAUGUUAGCCUUUACGUUAUCGCUAAGCUAGUGUGCUCCAAAACAUUGACAAAAUUUGCAUUUACAAGAUAUAACCAUUCAAAACUUGCAGUCUCUCACUUCCGCCAAUAUGGAUCAACGCUUUUGCCCUGCAAUUCAGCUUCCCAUCAAACUUUCUGUCCAAUCAAAUGCUAGAAUCCGAAGCAUACCACCACCUAUAAACAGACGCUGAAGCUGCAGCUGAAAUCAGUCACUUAUUCAAAGAUUUUGUAUUUUCUGUACGGUGAAUGGGAAUAGAGAAGAAUUCAGAUGGUGUAAAUUGAAUUUGAAUUAUACAUAAUGUUAUAUUUUAUAGCAAUAUGGAUGAGAUUGUGACUGUCAUACACUGUCAAAUGCGGCUUUACCGAGCUCAACGGCUCUAGCCCAAGCUGUGAUAUAAACGAACGCUAUUGGGUAUUUUAAAAAGGGGGCGGGGCUACUUGAUAUAUCCCGCCCUGUCUUCCUGUUUCAGUUAAAAUGACGUCAACACUUAGAAUAAUACUGCGUGUUUCAAAGCACGUCAGUAGACCUUUAAAACCAUUCCUGAGCACUGUGUCUUGCGUUUUUAGAUGCAAAAACGCGUUCUGUGUGAAUGGCCCUUUAUUAUGUGAGCUUACGAUGCAUGAGUUUGCGUAUUUGAGUAGAGAAGGUUUCUUGUGUUUAUGUGAAGAAACUUUGCCAAGUAUCUUGUAACUGUGAUGAAAAAUUACAAAAGACAGACAGGUGAAGCAAGUUGGCUAUACAAAUAGAAUAAAUGUAUAUAGAAGUGUGUUUUUUUUCAAUAGAACUCUAUUUUUUUAAAUAAAUUUCCUCAAUUGUUUUUAUAUUCUUUUGUUAAUGCAGCAUGUUGAACUAUAGUGCAUAUGCAGUUGGGUAUUUUGUGUUUACUGUUGAGCCAGGAGUUUCUACUUUUUAUUUGUUUGUUUUUUAUUAUUUGUUAUGAGUUAUUAUUAUUCCUAUUUUUUCCAGAUUUAUUUAAUAUCUAAAAUAUUUCAAGCUUUUACAAGUGGCAUUGUGACUACAGUUCAUGUCAGAUAAAAUAUUGUUCAUAUUCUUUUUAGAAAAAACAAAUAAAAAAUAAAUAAAAACA
Onychostoma macrolepis is the source of this 3667-nucleotide messenger RNA. RefSeq names its product interleukin-1 receptor type 1 (gene il1rl2). The record is from RefSeq and is a predicted model, not a curated record. The transcript is spliced from 10 exons. Lineage: Eukaryota; Metazoa; Chordata; Actinopteri; Cypriniformes; Cyprinidae. The coding region runs from base 445 to 2136 and encodes 563 amino acids. Gene Ontology annotation, biological process: signal transduction.